AUGGAUGCUAGCCUUACUAUGUUAACUGUGGACUUCACCAAUGCCUUUAAUAUAGUUGACCGAACUUCCAUGCUCCUUGAGGUACGCAAGUUGUGUCCAUCUAUAUCGUCAUGGGUUGAAUACUUGUAUGGCCAACCUGCAAGACUAUAUAUGGGAGAUUAUUAUAUUUAUUCGUCUACAGGAGUGCAACAAGGAGACCCUUUAGGGCCAUUGUUAUUUUCUUUGGUGCUUCAUCGGCUUAUAGCAAAGAUAAAUGAGCAGUGUUCACUAUCAUUACAUGCCUGGUAUCUUGAUGAUGGUACUAUUAUUGGUGACACAGCAGAAGUGGCAAAGGCACUUGCAGUUGUUCAGACAGAAGGACCUGAGCUGGGGCUUAUAUUGAAUAUUCGAAAAACCGAAAUUUUCUGGCCUUCUUGUGAUGAACGGAGAGAUGGGAUGUUUCAUGUUGGAAUCUCAAGGCCAGAUAACGGGGUCAAACUAUUGGGUGGUGUCGUCAGUCUUGAUGUUGAGUUUGUGAAAGAACUUGCCAUUAGAAGAGCAGAGAAGGCAGUAAAUUUAAUGCAGGUUUUAUCCAAGCUCCGUGAUCCUCAGAGCGAAUUGCUACUCUUACGUGCUUGUAUGGGCAUCUCCAAGCUUAUUUUUGGGCUUCGCAUUUGCUGUCCAGAAUAUACUACAGCUGCAGUAGAUAUCUUCGAUAGAGGUUUGAGAGAGGUGGUGGAAGGUAUUGUGGUUUGUGGAGGUCCGUUUUUUGGGGAAUUCCAGUGGGGGUUAUCUACCCUGCUUAUCAGAUAUGGAGGUCUUGGUUUAUACACUGUUAUGGAGGCGUCACAAUACGCUUUUCUUGCAUCGCGGGUACAAUCCUGA
Messenger RNA from Papaver somniferum (opium poppy), 864 nucleotides. RefSeq lists its product as uncharacterized. The transcript has a single exon. Lineage: Eukaryota; Viridiplantae; Streptophyta; Magnoliopsida; Ranunculales; Papaveraceae. Bases 1 to 864 code for a protein of 287 amino acids. The record is from RefSeq and is a predicted model, not a curated record.